Molecule: messenger RNA, 448 nt
Organism: Racocetra persica
Lineage: Eukaryota; Fungi; Glomeromycota; Glomeromycetes; Diversisporales; Gigasporaceae
Source: the annotation of a GenBank genome assembly
UGCAAAAAAUAGGAUACCCAUCAAUAUUGAUUAUAUUCCAGUAUUCGUGGCCAUUGUAUUUGGUACUAUACAGUUGUGGAAAGCAACACUACUUCUUCAUCCAACGAAAUGUCUGAAGACUUUGAAGAUUUUCCCGCAAGCCUCCAAAGAAGAAAUUACAAAAUACGAGAAGCAACUUACUUUUCAAAAUAGGCGCCGAGAUGAGAAUUCUCGUUGUAUCUUUCACUUCGCAACUGUCACCGAACUCUAUACUGUACGCAACAAUACUCGCGCUCUUUUUCCAAACGCCUUCUUCGUUCCUACUAGCCUCCAAGCUCAACACCCUAAUGCUCCACUGCACCCUGUUGGAACGGCAUGGAUACUAACAGAAGUGGGAGUACGCAAUAGUGAUUUCGGGGAAGACGAUAGAUUCUUUUCAUACCAAUUGAGGAGAACUCAACAAGGAUAA